AUGACCCAGCAAGAAACAAGGUCAUGGUUUCACACUUCAAGCCGCUUGAGCCCUACCGGUUCUGGUCUGCCCAAAAGGAAUCGAGCUGAGCUGCUCGAAGGCGUAAGUUGCGCUUCGUUCAUAAUAUGCUUCGUGGUGCGCUUUGGAUUGCUGACUGCCUUCAGUCAUGUUCGACAUCGUGGUCAGCUGUGCGUCGACCAUAUCCUGCGAGGGAUUACGAGAAGCCGCAUUGGCAACCACCACCUGCCACACCAGUUGAUGCCCAAUACGCGCCAUCAGGGCGCAUGUCGGCAGCUCAGAAGUACGCAGAACAAAACUGCCGCAUGA
Cercospora beticola is the source of this 327-nucleotide messenger RNA. The record is from RefSeq and is a predicted model, not a curated record. Lineage: Eukaryota; Fungi; Ascomycota; Dothideomycetes; Mycosphaerellales; Mycosphaerellaceae.